Messenger RNA from Zasmidium cellare ATCC 36951, 339 nucleotides. RefSeq lists its product as uncharacterized. Lineage: Eukaryota; Fungi; Ascomycota; Dothideomycetes; Mycosphaerellales; Mycosphaerellaceae. Gene Ontology annotation, cellular component: mitochondrion; Cbp3p-Cbp6 complex. Gene Ontology annotation, biological process: mitochondrial respiratory chain complex III assembly. The transcript is spliced from 2 exons. Gene Ontology annotation, molecular function: ribosome binding. The record is from RefSeq and is a predicted model, not a curated record. The coding region runs from base 1 to 339 and encodes 112 amino acids.
AUGUCUAGACAGCUCAUCGCCGCCCAUUACGCUCGCAUCCUCGCCCGCUGGCCCAAAGACAUCCUCCGCCCCGAACGAACUUUCGAACAAAAAGUCCUCCAACCACGCAUGCAGAACCCACCUGUCCCAUACCGCCCCGAAGAAAAAGAAGUCAACGCAGCAUAUCUCCUUCUCGACAACACUUUCUCCAAGCAGUUUCCACUGCAGGAGAAGCUGGUCAAGCCGGCGAGCAAUCCGGAUUACUACGUGAAUUUGAAGAAGGAGUUAGAGGAGCUGCCGAAUCGAUCGUGGCUGAGUAGCUUUGUUAAGAGGUUGCAGAAUAUGGUGAGGUUGAAAUGA